AUGUUGUCAUCUAGUUUUUUAAUCACAUUAUUCAUCAUUCUUCAACUCAAAAAUCAGAUAAUCGAUUCAUGCAAUCAUUAUGCAUCAUGUGGUUGUUCAAAUAAAUCUCGACUAUAUUCAAAAAUUGUUGGUGGACAAACUGCUAGAAUAGAAACAUGGAGUUGGGUUGUAUCAGUUCGUAUUCAAAAUAAAUUUCGUUGUGCUGGAUCCAUUAUAUCAAAUUUAUGGAUCUUAACAGCAGCACAUUGUUUUUUAAUAGUAAACAAUUUAGGAAGCAAUGUCUUUCGAAUUAAAGCUUCUGAUAUAACUGUACAUGUUGGUUCAAAUAAUCAAUAUGGAAAAAAUCAAUUAAGUGAUGUAACCGACAUUAUUUUUCAUCCUAAUUUUAAUCAAUUGAAUUUUAAUAAUGAUAUUGCUUUACUUAAAUUAUUAUUACCUCUUUAUAUGACUGAUAACAUUUUAGCUAAAAUUUGUUUACCAAAUAUAUCUUUGAAUGAAUAUCCACCUGUAGAUUCAUCACUCGUUGCAGUUGGUUGGGGUAGACUCUGGGAAAAUGGUCCAGAAUCUUCGACACUUCAACAAGUUAUAUUGAAAGCAAUUGAUUAUCAAAAUGCUACUUGUUAUCCAUUGAUCUAUGAUCAAUUAAAACAAUUUUGUGCUGGUGUUGAAAACAGUGAAAAAGAUACAUGUCAAGGUGAUUCUGGUGGUCCUCUUAUGAUGUUUACAUCAAGUAAACAAUGGGUUAUUGUUGGUAUCACAUCAUUUGGUUAUGGAUGUGCUGAACCAGGAUAUUCUGGUGUAUAUACACGUAUAACAGCAUAUUUAGAGUGGAUAAAUCUAUUUAUUAACAAUACAAAUGAUUCUAUAUAUCCUUACUCAUUAAUAUCAAAUAGUCCAUUUGAUGAUGAUGAUAUUGAAUGGCAAAUUAACAUAUCUUGUUGUCAUUCGAUGUCUAUAUAUUUAUUUAUUGUGAUAUUAAUAUUAUUAUAUUUACUUACGAUAUAUUCUUCAAAUUAA
Messenger RNA from Rotaria sp. Silwood1, 1017 nucleotides. The record is from the annotation of a GenBank genome assembly. NCBI's taxonomy places the organism in Eukaryota, Metazoa, Rotifera, Eurotatoria, Philodinida, Philodinidae.